GUUAUUCUAACUUUGCAAGACGCCAGACAUGCCGAAACUGCGAUUCGCUUCGGCUCCGCACUGAAUGGCGCUCUGGAAAUUGGAGCCAUUGGCCAAGCUCUGAAGCUGACAGUAAGCGAUGAUGGCAGAGAGCCACAAGUUUCUUCCUUGACUCGCCUAGUCGCGACGAAGGAUGUUCCGGCAGCGGAUGAGCGCUCAUCCUGCGCCGUGGACGAGGAACAGACGUUAAUGAAGCGUUGGGAAGCCUGGCCCCCCUCCACAAGACGUGAGGCCAUGCUGGAGCAGUUCCUGACACUCCCAGAGGUUGAGGCCCCGGAGGCGGCCCCCAAGGUCUCGAAAGCUCCGAGGUUCCAAGCGCAGCAUCCACGCGAGGCGGCCUCAGCGCACCUAGGUGCUACGCAGCAGGAGCGCACCGCAGAACUGCACAAGGCAGCUGCAGCAGGGGACAGGUUUCGUUUGCUCGCUCUCUUUGAGGCCGGAGUAGACGUAGACGCUGUGAACGAGUAUGGCCAGUCGCCCGUCUUCCUGGCAGCAUAUCACGACGCGGCUGAGGCAGUCUCGUUGCUGGCCUGGGCCGGAGCAGACAUUGACCGUCCGGCGAACGGAGGUUCUUCUGCCUGGGCCUGUGCUGCUGCUAUUGGACACGAAGGUGCUGCACGUGCCCUGGUGGAGGCCGGCGCAAGGACGGUUCCGGUGCAGCGCUCUGCUUUUGUUGGCUCAGAGCCGGACCCGUCCUUCCACUGGCUGAUCCCACUCGACUCGGACGCAGCCGGGGCCGGAAGUUGCAUCCUGGACGAUGCCUUGGCUGAGGACUUCCUGUGUCAGGUGGACCACCUUUUCGAAAGCUUGCCUGUGGCGGCCCGAACGAAAAGCUGCUCCUCCGAUCGUAGCUACUACUGCGACUCGGAAGGAUGGAUACAGGAAGCGUUUAAGAGUGCUUUCCUUGCCGCCCAAGAAAAGCACCGAGCGCUGGUGGAUCUUGAGCUGGAGGUUACCAUGCCUCAUAUGCGCUUCCUGCACUAUGCAGAUGUGGGAGGUGGUCUGCCGCCACACCUCGAUCUUGUGCGAACUGACGAGAAGGGAAGACGAUCCACUCACACCUUUAUCCUCUACUUAAGCGACUGCUCUGGUGGUGGCGGCGAGACGGUUCUCCUCCAUCACAUGGAGGACAAUGCCGAGGCCGUUCUUGUUGCCGUCGAGCCUCGCAGAGGCCGGUUGCUGCUCUUUCCUCACCUGUGCCCGCACCUCGCGCGGCCCACGGUGGUGGUCCCCAAGCUCCUGCUCCGUGGGGAGAUUCCAGUUGUGGCGAGCCGGCUCCAGAGCGCGACAAGUGGUGUUGAGUUGCUAAGGUGGCGAGGUCUCUUUGUCUACGAGUGUAUCGAGGCUGGCAAUAACGGUGGCAAUAUGGAAGCCUGCAGCCCCUGUGAGCAGCUUCGGCUCCUGCCCAUGACAUGGCGAAAGCAGUUCACGCAUCAGGAGAUCUGGGUGAUGAACACAGCUUACUGCCUCUACGCGUCGGAUGGUCCCCAAGUGGCUUUGGAGGCAACAUUUCGCGGCCGUUUGGACGAGAUGGCCAAGUGCUUGGCCGUUUCGCCAGCGGAUGCAGCCGUUCGCCUUUUUUGGGCCGAUGCCGUCAUUUCAGUCGAAGGUGAUGACUUGUCGACUUGGAUGAGGUUUCUGACGAAGAGGGCACCGAGCGAGCAACAGACCUGCCAGUUCCUUUGGCCAAACAUUGUCGCGGCUGGCGAAGGCCGUCGGGCCUGCCGAGGCGUGGAAGAGGCCAUAGAGAGCUGGACAGCCGACGCAGAGGCUGAGCAGCCCACGCCGGGAAUCGAUGUGUGGAAGCCCAAGAUUGCCGAGGAGCUUCUGCAGCGUGAGCUCGAGGAGUCUUGGUUCGAGUGGCCGAGGCAGCCAACAGCAGAAAGCGCACACCACUUCCUGAAGAAGUUGCAGAUGCGCUGGAGCAGAGACACCAACGGUGAGAGCAGGCCAUCAGUCGUCGGAAUGCUGCUGGACAUCGACGGGGCCACCCUAAAACCCUACUGCGCCUCCCCUCUCUCGCCACCAGCAAGGCAUGUUUCUGACCCAGAGGUUUGUGUGACUAUCCUUGGUGGGCCAAAGGGCAUCUCACCCGGGUUCAAGGCUUGUUUGCAAGAUGUCUUUGGCACGCUGGCCGUCCCGCUCCUGAAGGUGCGGCUUGGCCCUGAAGAAGAGAUGGCGCAUGCAUGUUUGGCAUACUUGCGGCUGCAGGAUGACGCAGGCCUGCUCAAGGCUGCAGUCACUGACCUGCUCCGUCUCGGGCCCUCGCGAUAUGCAUCCCUCGUCGCCUCGUCCGAGCGUGCGCUUUACAGUCUGGCAAGGAGGCUGCACCUUGUACAGAAGGCCUUUGAAUAG
This is a messenger RNA of Symbiodinium sp. CCMP2456, 2394 nucleotides long. The record is from the annotation of a GenBank genome assembly. Lineage: Eukaryota; Dinophyceae; Suessiales; Symbiodiniaceae.